GGAAUGGAUAUUGUGGAAAGCAUUUGCUCGAUUAUUUUGAAAUCUGAUGGCUCUUUCAAGUCCAGACUCUACACGUGUGGUAGAUGCUCGAAGAACUUCCAGAUGAAAUCUUUAAUGAAGAACCAUAUAAAGGAAUUCCAUGCGAAGGCAAUUCUUGAAGAUACACAUGACGCAGUGGAUAACGCUUCACCCAACGCUCCCACGGAUCGUGCUAUUCCUGUACCAAGAGAUGUCAUUACAUCAAGUCCAGGAGGGCAUCGGUGCAUGGAGUGCCAUAGAUGUUUCAAAUAUGAAAAACACCUGAAACGGCACGAGCUUGUUCACACUGGCGAGCGUCCAUAUAAAUGUGUACACUGUAACAAGGAUUUCCGACGAGUUGAUACGCUGAUGAAGCAUUCGUUGAUUCACACUGCGCGUAAAGACUCAAAUGCUAACGAGGGUAAAGUCCUGGUUAAAACACCAUGUGAAUCUCAAAUGAGUGUUCAGGGAACUACAGAGGAAGUUAAGAAGGUCUGUGCGGAAUGUGGAAAGGAGUUUACCAAGAUGAGGCAACUAAAUAAACAUAUGAAGACUGCACAUUCUGAUGAGAGACCAUACAAAUGUGAUGCUUGCCCAAAGGCUUUCAAACAGCAGGACAAAUUAAAAGAUCACGUUAAUCGGAUACACAAAAAAAUUACUAAAUGCAUCCAAUGUGAAUUCUGCGCAGAGCUUUUUUCUUCCAAUGCCGCAUUACGCAAGCAUACGCUAACAAGACAUGACCCAAACUAUCAACGUCCAGAAUUCAUGUGUGAUCAAUGCCCCAAGAAAUUCCUUAUUAAAAACCACCUAGAAUACCACGUGAAAGCCACUCAUACUGGUGAACUAAACCUAGUUUGCCCCGAUUGUGACAAGCGAUUCACUCGAAAACUACACCUUAAGCGGCAUAUGCUAACACACAAUACUGGGCCAAAGCCAUUCAGUUGCCAACAGUGUGAUAGUACAUUUUCUCGUAAAGAACACAUGAAAAGGCACCUUAUAAAAUCGUGUCGUGGUACAUCGAAGCACGUUGUCAUUUUUCAAACACCAGCUGUUACACAAGAACAUGUUGUGGAAGAAAGGCAGAGAGAAUUAGAGUUGUCCACAUUGGCUUUAUUGAACAUGCCAAAAAGCCCACAACAAGCAGACUUAUUCACUGGUCAGCAGAAUAAUAUUUAGUUAUGUUUAAAAUGUUUAACAAGAGUCUGUCGAUUCUACACAAGCAGAAUUACGCAGAAUUCAUUCGAGGGUUCAUUUUUCCUUCUUUGUACCUCAUGAUUAUGAACAAUUGUAAAUAGAAGUAAUGGAUAACAAAAUCGUGAGUUGCGAAAAAUGGACCUGUGAGUCGCACAAACCAUACACGCGAUACAAUUGUGGGCAAAACGUUUCGCUUACUUCUGACCAUAUGGUUGAUUUUGGUUGACAUAACUAAUUUUGUUCUCGUUACAUUGUUACCAUAGUAACAGCUAAUGAAAUGAAAAUGACAUAAACUCGCAUAAUUCUAAUCUAACUGCAUAAAACAGAUCAUUUAAUACUUCACUAGAAUGAGGUAGAAAAAUGAAUCCCUGCAUUCAUUUAACCUCUUGACUACCCAGAAUGACGAGAUUUCUCGUCACCUCAGAAAUGACCUUAAAACCCAGAGGGACGAGAAAAUCCGUCACAAAAAUUUUCACAAAAAUUGCUCUUAUUUGAACAAUUUUCAUCCAAUUUACACAAAAAAUGUUUUAAAACGUGUAGAAAUGAUCUCUGCUAUCUUAUUUUACUAAGCUGAGCACUAAGUUGUAUGGGUAUGUAGUAAAUGUCAAAAGGUGGAAAAAAUGAAAAAAUUCUCUGGUUUCAAGUUUCAACCGAUUUUAGAGCCUGGGAUUCAAAAGGUUAAAUAAUUCGUUAAGUCAAGGGAUUUAAAGAGAAAGUCGGGGAGAAAGCCCAUGCUUAAGUAGUGUAUCUAAUUGUAACGGUUGCUGAUACUGACGUCGCGAACUACGUUCCUUGCACUCGAACCACGAUUCUCACAUUGCGAACGUAAAAUCUUUAGUUGCGCACCACUAUUUCCUCGCUCCCGAACAUAUUUCUCUAAACUCCCAUGCAGUGCCUCGAUAUGUUGAAGACAAUCACUGCCUCGGAGUUUGAUAUUUCUCCACUCGCGCACAGAGAUGCGUGGCCGCGAACCACUAUGUACAAGUGGUUCGCAAGCACGGAUCUCUGUGUUAUAAAAUGCAUAUUUGUUUGCACAUUUAUUGAUGAUUCUGUAUUUGCAUAUUAAUUCAACCGUUAAGUUUCAUCAGAAUAGAACUAUCUAAAGUUGAUAAAAACGCUCAGAUUGCAUCAAAUAACGUAUUCGAAAGAAAAUUUCCCAGGGGAUCAUUUCUCCGGACCUCGCAAGAUGCGCGGCCUUCGAUGCAAUCAGACAUCCCCAAGUGAGUGAAAAUCUCAUUUUAAGGUUGUCUCAGUAGUCUAAGAUCAUCUUCUGCAUCUUCCUAGGAAUGUAGUAACUAUGGUGAAUUCUAUUAACUUAUGGGGUGAUGAACCAUACGCAUAAAUUGCUACGUCCAGACAUAGUACUGAUAAGUCACCUUUAUUUUCUCUCGCCUCCUUGAUAACUCAAUGUAAGUCAGAUAUUUUGAAAAAACUCACAUAUUUUGACUUAUUUACGAAGUACUCUUUGGCUAUAAAAAUAGAGCAAAUACGAAAACAUGAUUAUAAUUCUCGCAAAAUAUUUCCUGUACAUUUCAUUGUAAAGAAAUGGUAAUAAGAUUAUUGAAUUGACGCGGUAAGAUGCAUGUGAAAUGGAGUGAAUAUGAAUAAAAGAAACACGUAUCAGAAGUAAAUAUGAUAAACAUAAAUAUUUGUUAUCCAAAAAAAAACAAAAAAAAGUUUUCUACACGUUCUAUGAUGUCAUGCAUCGUAUAUGUUUAGGCCAAAUAAACAUUCCAGUCCAUAGGAAGCAUUUAACACAUUAUUUAAUGCACUAUUUAACUUUAUUUUGAGUCCAAAAGCAAUACAACAUUAAUGAAUUUCAGAUUGAAUCUCCUGAUGUAGACAAGUCACGUGACCAUACCUGGCUAAUAUGAUUGGUCAGAUAUGAUAACAUGACAAAAGAGUAGAUUUAAUUCGUGGCUUAUGCUUGCGCUCACAUAUAGCCGUAUUUCAUAAACUUUAUUACAAUCGGCGUCUUCAAUAUUCGGCUCUCGAGCAGUCGUUUAAGUGCACACAUUGGACACACACAUCCCAGUAGAACCAUCUCGCUUCUCACAAUCAAGUUGUCCUUCGAUUUGAUUAAAACUGAAGACAAUGUUACCAGGAUCACCUGUAUUUUAAACAAAACAUUUAUUAGGUCUCCAUAUUACAUAAAUAUAUAGUUUUUCCACGCAUUUAAAAAAAACAUAGUUACAUAUUAUCAUACACAUUUGACCCUGAAAAACAUAGUUACAUAUUAUCAUACACAUUUGACCGGGAAAAACAUAGUUACAUAUUAUCAUACACAUUUGACCGGG
Molecule: messenger RNA, 3509 nt
Organism: Owenia fusiformis
Lineage: Eukaryota; Metazoa; Annelida; Polychaeta; Sabellida; Oweniidae
Source: the annotation of a GenBank genome assembly